UGAUGUUGGGCCAGCAGAGCUCUCUGCAUUCAGUGAUAAUCUGGGAGGAAGCAUAAACGACAAGCUGUCAGAUUCCAACGUGCAGAAGGUCCCGUUCAGUUCGUGGGCUGAAGUAGUUGACCGUCUCCGAGCACGCUGGGGCUUCCGCCGGCGCAAAGCCGUGGUAACCCGUCACCGGUCUCGCAAAUCCAUCGACGAAUUUCCCUGGAAAAUCACGGCACACGCACCGCUGUAGCGCCGGCAGUGGACCCAUUAAGACGAAAAAGCAAGUCAAGUCCAAGUCGUGCUCGCUUUCAGUCAAAAUCCCUUCGUAGGUUCUGCGCACCUUCUGAAUAAUGCCGCGGAAAUUGCGUGUGCAAUUAUCGCCGUGGAAGGGUCUUGGACCGUUAGACGGCAAGAACUCAUCAUUGUUCAAGCACGCGCAGUAGAAAGUGUUGUGUGUUGGUAAUCGAUCCUCGAAGGCUGAGAAUCGGUGGAGAUCACAGCAGCGGGUGGAUUUUCUUGUUUGAGCACUCCUCAGCUCCGAAUAGAGUUGAGAGACAUUUCUGCAAAUACCAGAUCUGGGAUUUCAUAUUCCUCUUCUUUUGAGGCUCUGCUCCAUCAAUCUCUUUUACUGCCCUUGUAUUAGUACAAUCCUCUCGAGAUGAAAAGAAGAGUACCCACUGAUCCAGAUGAUCCGAUACAUGGGGAGUCUUCCUCAUCGACCUCUCCACAUGUAGGUGAUUGUGAAUGCAGAACCAAAAAGCCAAAAGGAAAUGACCACGAAGUAUUCUUGAGCUUUAGAGGGAAAGACACUCGCAAAGGCUUCAGCGAUCAUCUCUAUACUAGCCUUGUCAAUUCAGGGAUUCAUGUGUUUAGAGAUGACAAUGAGCUCCAUGUUGGUGAGGAGAUUGGUCCGGAGCUUCUUUGUAGUAUUACGCAGUCUAAAAUCGCGAUCCCAAUUAUCUCAGAGAACUACGCUUCUAGUAGAUGGUGCCUUCGCGAGCUGGCUCAGAUGUUGAAAUGCAAGAGAAGCAGAGGGCAGAUAGUGUUGCCCAUAUUUUAUAAAGUGGAACCCUCGCAGUUGCGACAUCUUACAGGGAGUUUGGGAGAUGCUAUCAAUGCACAUAAAGAGAAUUUGGAUGAAAUGGUUGUGAAGAAAUGGGAAGAAGCCCUUGAAGAAGUCAGUUCCUUGAAAGGAUGGCAAUCGGACAAAGUUGAUAAUGGGCAUGAAGGAACAUUGGUUAAAAUUGUUGUCGGAAAAGUUAUGAGUGAGUUGAAAAGACUUUUUCAGCUAAUUAUUCCCGAACGGUUGGUGGGAAUUGAUGAUCGUGUGGAGCAGGUAAUGAGCUUGAUAGAUGCUAAAUUCAAUGAUACAAGGAUUAUAGGAAUUUAUGGAAUAGGCGGCAUCGGUAAGACAACUCUUGCAAAGGUACUGUACAACAAACUCUCCGGUCAUUUUGAGUAUCUGAGCUUUGUGGCAAAUAUUCGAGAAACAUCUCGGCGCAAGGGUAUUGAAUGCCUACAAAAGCAGCUCAUUUACGAUAUACUAAGAAGUCCGCACGAUGUUUCUAAUGUUGACGAGGGAAUCGGUGUCAUCAAAUCUCGAUUUACAAGUAAGAAAGUUCUCAUUCUCCUUGAUGAUAUUGAGGACAAGGCUCACUUGAAUGCUUUGGCUGGAGAUGGUAGUUGGUUUAAAGCAGGAAGUAUAGUCAUCAUCACAACUAGAAACAAGAGCAUUCUCGAUGAGGCUGGUGUAGGCUACAUGUACCAACUCAAUGAGUUGUCUUUAAAUCAAUCAUUGAUUUUAUUUAGUAGACAUGCAUUUCGGAAGGAUUCUCCACAGAGUGAUUAUCAGAGUAUCUCUCGUGAUGUUGUAUCUACUACCGGGGGGCUUCCGUUAGCUCUUGAAGUUAUAGGUUCAUUCUUAUGUGGAAAGACAAAAAAAAUAUGGAAAGAUACAUCAAAGAGAUUAAAGAAAGCGCCUGAUAAGAAAGUCCAAGAGACUUUGAGGAUAAGUUAUGAAGCAUUAGAUCAUGAGGUGCAACAGAUAUUUUUGGACAUUGCAUGUUUUUUUAUUGGAUCAUGUAAACAAAAUCCGACCUACAUGUGGGAUGCUUGUGAUUUUUUCCCGGAGAGUGGGAUUGAAGUAUUGUGUCUUAUGUCUCUAAUUAAAAUUGACAAAGAUGGCAAGCUAAUGAUGCAUGAUCAACUGAGAGAUUUUGGAAGGGAAAUUGUUCGUCUAGAAAAUCAUAAGGAGCCUCAAGGCCGUAGCAGAUUAUGGAUUUAUGAGGAAGCCAUAGACGUGCUUGACAGCAACAAGGGCACUAGUAAGAUUGAGGCCCUUCGUCUAGACAAAUAUGAUUGCAGAAGAAGCUACACAGGUGAACAAUUUAAAGAACUGACCAAUUUGAGGUUCCUUAAAGUGAGCACUGCGAAUCUCAUUGGAGAUUUCGUGAACUUGCUUCCUCAAUUAAGAUGGCUUCAAUGGGAGGAUUGUCCCUUGGAUUUCACAGCGGCCAACUUUCAUCCGAAGAAAUUGGUCGUGCUUGAUCUCUCAUGGAGUGGGAUUUUGGAGGACUGGGGAGGAUGGGAUCCGCUCAAGAUGGCAACCGAGCUCAAAGUUCUUAACCUCUUGAAUUGUCGAUCUUUGAGAAGAACUCCUGAUUUGUCUGCUUUCAAAAGCUUGGAGAUUCUUUUAUUUGAAGGAUGUUGGCAUCUGGAAGAGAUUCAUCCUUCUAUUGGUGACAUCAAGACCCUUGUCUCCUUGAAUGUCAGGAGUUGUAAUAGACUGGAGGAGCUACCGGCAGGAGUAGGUAGAAUGGAAGAAUUAAGGGAGCUUCUCUUAGAUCAUACUGAUAUACAAGAGAUUCCUAUUUCAGAAGGUUGUUUGAUGAAGUUGGAGACACUUAGUGCCUCGUCUUGUAGACAACUAGCUAAACUUCCAGAAUCCAUGGGCUCCCUUGUGUCGUUAACUCUAUUGGACCUAUCUAGGACACGGAUUGAAGAAUUACCCGAAUCGAUUGGUUCUUUAAAGGAGCUCAAGACUCUUGAUGCCUCUAAUUGUGCAUCGUUAGCCUGCAUACCCAGCUCUAUAGGUCACCUAGCAUCUCUGCAGCGCUUGUUAUUAUGGGGAUGCCCCUCGUUGAGAGAAAUUCCCGAUUCGAUUGGAAAGUUGGCAUCAUUGGCCGAACUGCAUUUAGCAAGGACAACAAUUGUGGAAUUACCUGAAAGCAUUGGGAAUCUGCAAAAUUUGAGGAUCUUGGACAUUCGUCGAACUUACAUAACAGAAUUGCCUAGUGCUAUCGGAAUGUUGGCGAAACUCUCAGAGUUGAGAGCUUCAGGAUGCAAAAAUCUGGAUGGACUACCUCGUAAUAUAGGCAAACUGGUUUCGUUGAACAAGCUUAAUUUAGACAAGUCGGGCAUUACGGGCUUGCCAGAAAGCAUUUCUAAGCUCUCUUCUGUCCAAAACCUGAGUGUUCGAUGUUGCCAAAAGCUUCGAGAACUACCAGAACUGCCCUUUGGAAUAAUAGCUCUACGUAUCACUUGCCAGAGCCCGUCGUUGCCAAAUCUUUCCCACCUAACCCUUCUCAAGAAACUCACUCUUUUUGAUUGCCGUUGGCUUGAAUAUCUCCCAAAGCUUCCCGUUGGGCUAUCAAUGCUUUCUAUUACACGUUGUGGAAAAUUGAAAGCGGUGACAAAUCUGUCGAACUUGAAGCACUUAUCUGAAUUGUAUCUUGAGGAGUGCUAUGAGCUAACAGAAGUCACCGGUCUGGAAGGUUUACAAUCCCUCUAUAACUUACGUGUACGGGAAUGCCCUAAUAUAUCUAGGCUUGAUGAUGUUGAAUCCUGUGAUUCUGCAUCCUCAACAUGACAUUGAGAAUCAGACUUUUAGAUUAAUAAUGUUUUUGCAAGUUCUGUA
Syzygium oleosum is the source of this 3901-nucleotide messenger RNA. RefSeq names its product disease resistance protein RPV1-like. The record is from RefSeq and is a predicted model, not a curated record. The coding region runs from base 644 to 3853 and encodes 1069 amino acids. Lineage: Eukaryota; Viridiplantae; Streptophyta; Magnoliopsida; Myrtales; Myrtaceae. Gene Ontology annotation, molecular function: ADP binding. Gene Ontology annotation, biological process: defense response; signal transduction. The transcript is spliced from 6 exons.